AUGAAUAUGAAUGUGGUGGAGCAGCAGCGUUUGCAUGCACAAGUUCAAUACAAUGAUGUUGUUAGGUAUGUGCUUCUCUUUGGAUUCGGUUUAGGCCUUGGAAUCACCCUCAGCUUCUAUCUCAAAGAAUCGUCUUUGGAUUCCCAACUUAGUCGACUCUCCACUUCUCCUUUCCUGGUACCAUGUGCCGUUCUAAACCCUCCUCCGCCAUCCACUAAUUCAUCCUCCAUUUCCAAUCAAAAUAAGAAUGUGGUGGAAACCCGAAUAUUGCCUUUUCUCAUCGAACCAUCUCCUCCACAAGAUGAUAUCGUCUCAACAUCUCCUCCACAAGACAUUAUUGUCUCAAACCAAACCAAAAAGUCCACUAUAGAAGAAUUUUUUCAACCGCCGGAAAUAACUAUGCACGAUAUGGAGGAUAAGGAGUUGUUUUGGAGAGCGUCAAUGGCUCCGAAAAUCCAAGAAUAUCCAAUCGAACGAGUCCCCACAGUUGCAUUUUUGUUUCUGACGAGAGGGAAAGUGUUGUUAGCUCCAAUUUGGGAGAAAUUCUUUCAAGGACAUCAAGGGCUAUACUCCAUUUACGUCCAUUCCAGUCCUUCUUUCAAUGAAACAGUGCCCCAAGGUUCGGUGUUUCAUGGCAGGCAGAUUCCUAGUAAGAACGUGAGCUGGGGAGAAAUGAAUAUGGUGGCGGCAGAACGCCGCCUGUUAGCAAAUGCUUUGCUUGACAUCUCAAAUGAGCGUUUCGUUCUUGUUUCGGAGUCAUGUAUCCCUCUCUUUAAUUUCACUACCAUUUACAAUUAUCUCAUACACUCGGAAAGAUCCCACGUGGAGUCGUUAGAUUUACCAGGCCCCGUAGGGCGUGGCAGGUACAGCUCCGAUAUGGAACCCGUGGUUACGAUUGAACAAUGGCGAAAGGGCUCUCAAUGGUUUGAGAUGGAUCGUUUUCUAGCCAUCGAGGUAAUCUCCGACGAAACAUAUUUUCCCGUAUUCAGCCUUUUCUGCAAAGAUGCAUGUUAUGGGGACGAGCAUUACCUGCCAACAUUUGUUGGUAUCAACUUUUUGGAGAGAAACUUGAAUAGGACUUUGACAUACGUGGACUGGUCCAAGGGCGGACCUCAUCCGUAUACCUUCGAAAGCUCGGAUGUGACCAAGGAGUUUCUGGAGAAGCUAAGAAAUUCCAGUUGCUAUUAUAAUGGAGAGAGAGCCGACGUUUGCUACAUGUUUGCAAGGAAGUUUGCAGCUAAUACUCUAGAUAGGUUGUUGAGUUUUGCCCCAGAAGUCAUGUAUUUUUAG
Messenger RNA from Theobroma umbraticum, 1290 nucleotides. Lineage: Eukaryota; Viridiplantae; Streptophyta; Magnoliopsida; Malvales; Malvaceae. The record is from RefSeq and is a predicted model, not a curated record.